AUGGGAAGAACUGAGUUUGAUGAAAUAAAAUCUAACUUGAAGUAUUCUAAUCCAGAAGAGGAAGAUAAGGACGAUAGGAUCUGGAGAAUUCGGAAAAUAGUUGAUAUUUUCAAUAAAAACAUCAAGAGAUUCAAUUUUUUCUUGACUACACUGUCCAUAGAUGAAAUGAUGGCUAAAUAUUACGAUAGAUGGGUUCUCAAACAGUUCAUCAAAGGGAAACCGAUACGAUUUGGUAUCAAAUUAUGGGCUUUAUGUUCCUACAGUGGUUUUUUAUUUCACUUCGAGAUUUAUUGUGGAAAGAAUGCAAAGGAUAAUCUACUACCAAAUAUUGCUCUUGGUUCACGUGUCGUUUUACAAAUGUUACAGCACCUAUUACACCACUGCACUUCAAGGAAACUAAAUGAAUACCAUUAUUAUUUUGACAAUUUAUUUUGCUGUCCAGAUCUAUUACUUCAUUUGAAAAUAAAUGGUCUUCGAGCCACUGGUACAGUAAGAAGUAAUAGAAUAAAAGCAACAAAUGAUAUUAGAAAGCAAAACGGGGCACCUGGAGUCACUCCAAUGUCUAAUGUGAGUCGUUAUGAUAAAGAAUCGAGAAGUAAAAUAGCAAUACCAUUUCCAAAUACAUUUUGCAUUUACAACAAGUUCAUGGGAGGUGUCGAUUUGCAUGAUCAACAUGCAAAUCAAGUGCGGCCAAGCAUACAUUCGAAGAAAUGGACAUGGAUAAUCAUGAUAAGAUUGGUUCAAGCUGCGGCUACAAAUGCCACUGCUACAAUGAACACGACGAUUAUGUAA
This is a messenger RNA of Phymastichus coffea, 792 nucleotides long. RefSeq names its product piggyBac transposable element-derived protein 3-like. Bases 1 to 792 code for a protein of 263 amino acids. The record is from RefSeq and is a predicted model, not a curated record. Lineage: Eukaryota; Metazoa; Arthropoda; Insecta; Hymenoptera; Eulophidae. The transcript has 2 exons.